Messenger RNA from Zophobas morio, 830 nucleotides. Its product is annotated as thymidylate kinase-like. NCBI's taxonomy places the organism in Eukaryota, Metazoa, Arthropoda, Insecta, Coleoptera, Tenebrionidae. The transcript has 2 exons. The record is from RefSeq and is a predicted model, not a curated record. Bases 78 to 728 code for a protein of 216 amino acids. Gene Ontology annotation, biological process: dTDP biosynthetic process; dTTP biosynthetic process; dUDP biosynthetic process. Gene Ontology annotation, cellular component: mitochondrion; cytosol; cytoplasm. Gene Ontology annotation, molecular function: nucleoside diphosphate kinase activity; dTMP kinase activity; ATP binding.
CUAACGUAAAUGUCACUUUUGAAUGAUAAUCACUGGCAGUUGCUGCUUUUUUACAAAAUUCCCAAAAUUCUGCAAUUAUGAACGGUUUAAAACGCGGGGCUUUAAUAGUAGUCGAAGGUGUAGACAGAUCUGGAAAGUCCACCCAAUGUAAGAAACUCGUAGAAUCUUUAAAAACCCGAAAUGUGAACGCCAAUUUAAUAACCUUUCCGGACAGAACAACAGGCAUUGGGACAAUUAUCGACAGCUAUUUGAAGCAGAAGAGCAACUUGUGCGAUGAAGCGAUUCAUCUCAUGUUUUGUGCCAAUCGGUGGGAGAAAAAGGAAGAAAUGGAACGGUUACUCAAACAAGGAGUCACUUUGAUUGUUGACAGAUACUCAUUUUCUGGAGUUGUGUAUUCUUCAGUUAAAAAAAAUAUGAACGUCCAUUGGUGUCAGGAACCGGAAAAAGGACUGUUGAAACCAGAUUUGGUCCUCCUGCUGAUUUUAAGUGAAAAGGAAAUAUCAAAGAGGCCGAAUUACGGCGACGAACGUUACGAGAAUAAAGAAACUCAAGAAAAGGUGGCAAACAUGUUUAUGAAAAUGAGCGAGGAACAAGAGGACUGGGAUGUGGUGGAAGCUGAUGGUGGUGUAGAUGAUGUUCAUCAGCUUUUGCUGGAAAAAGUAAUGAAAAAAGUGAGUGAGGUGGGACAUAAACCAAUAGAAAUUUUAAACUUUAAACAGCAGUCCUAAAACGAGUUUUAUUUUUAUGCAGCUAUUUAAAUGGCUAUAAUAUUUAAUUAAUUGUCACAGGAGUCAUUCCAAAGACUUUAGAAUUACAAUUUUUUAGCAAUU